Messenger RNA from Mytilinidion resinicola, 3198 nucleotides. RefSeq lists its product as uncharacterized. NCBI's taxonomy places the organism in Eukaryota, Fungi, Ascomycota, Dothideomycetes, Mytilinidiales, Mytilinidiaceae. Gene Ontology annotation, biological process: post-transcriptional regulation of gene expression. Gene Ontology annotation, cellular component: cytoplasm. The transcript has 7 exons. Gene Ontology annotation, molecular function: mRNA binding. The coding region runs from base 1 to 3198 and encodes 1065 amino acids. The record is from RefSeq and is a predicted model, not a curated record.
AUGGCCUUCUCCACCGGCCUGGGAGACCGCCAGGACGACUUGCGCUUCCGCAACCCCCAGUCCCCGCGUGACGACUCGUCGUUCCCGCCCAUCACAAGUCCCCUCCGCGGCGUCGGCAGCCAGUUGCAAGGCCACAAUGCCCAGCAGGUGAACGACGCCCGGGCUACCCUCCACCGUCGCUUCACCACGAAUACCGUGCCCACGCUGCAGAGCACCCCGUUGUCGCCAAUUGGCCAGCAGCGCCGCCAGGCCGCCGAGCCCGCCGAGUUCACCACCGCGACUUAUCAUAAGCUACAGGUUCUUGAAAAGAAGAAACUCGAGUUCGAAUACCUACGCGAACAACGUCGCCGAUUCGAAGCUGAAAUGGCUCUCUUCGAAAAUCGACUCAAGGCCGACACCGACGAGGUCAGCCGCGAGAUGGGUCGUUCCAGCUUCUCUGGCCAAGGCCACCAGUCCGAACCCACUACUCCCCCCGAGUUCCACGACCACGGCUUUCCUACCCAGUUCUCUCGCCCGGGUAGCAACCGCUUCUCUCUCAACUCGACCCUCAACGGAGCCCUGAACGGCUUCACUUCUCCCUCCGGAAUGGCCAACCGCCAGAGCCGUGCUGGUUCUGCCCAGACUACCGCGACUUCGACUAGUUCCCUGCUCCCCUCGAAGUCCAUGCCCGGCUCGCGACGCAACUCGGACGAGGAGAACGACGAUCGCUACGACAACAACCGCUACCUAGGCAUGAUGAGCCCGCCCCCUCGAUCCACCAAUCGUCUCUCCAUGCCUGUUACUUCGCAGGAACAGCGUCUUCAGGGAAACAUGCAGGCCGACCUGCCUGGCCUGAGCAAUGUCCUCGGACACGUCGACACGGCCAACUUCCUGUUCCGUGACGAGGACCGCCACGAUCGCAACGGCGGUCGCUCUGUGACCUCACCAGAGAGCACAUUCCUCCAGCAGAUGGAUACCGACCGGACCAAGUUCCCGAUUCUCCGCGGCGAGUCUGGCAAGUACGCUCUGGAUCUUGCAACUUCGCAGCAGUCUUCCUCGGAUGCUCACGACAAUGGCUGGAACCCGCCUGCUUCUUCGGUUCAUCGUCACCAUGCGCAGCUCAGCUUGCCAGUCAACACCUUCAGCAGGACCACUCAACCAGAGGAGUACGAGCUUGGCAACGGCGCUUUUGGCGAGGCUGCUCAGACCACUCCGAAGAAGUCUGGCAACCGCCACUCCAUGGAGGUCAAUUUCAGCCCGUACAGCACUGAGUCCAAGCGCUCCAACUUCCAGUCGGCCUCGACCAACGGCGCCUCGACCAACGGCGUUCCGAAGCUCCAGUCCUCGUACUCGGCCAAUGACGUUCCGACCCUGAAGAACGGCAACGGCACCAACGGCGUCUCCAACGGCCCCGCUGCUUUCAACACCCACGCUGAGCAGCACCUUCACAAUCACAACGCCAGCCUUGGUCGCCUUCCCAACCACCGCCAGAGCCAGGACUACGGCAACGGUCGCGCCCAGGAGCAAGAGUUGACUCUGCAGUCCCCGUACCGUCAGCAGGCUCGUUCGAACUUGCACGCUAGCGCUGCUCCCUUCAACGCUCCGAUCACUUCUUCCCCGAGCUUGUCCGCCAUGAGUGCCCUGAAUGGCAUCACCUCUCCGGUAUCGCAGUACAACACUCCCUCCACCUUUGGUGGCUACGGCAACUACAACAAUGGCACCAACGGUAUGGCUAGCGGCAUGGGCAUGCUCAACAUGGGCUUCCAGGGCAUGCAGCUUGGUGCUCCGCAGAUAAACUACCAGUCUGGCAUGUACCAGCAGGGUCCCUACAGCCAGUAUGGUCCUGGUCCUCAGUCUUACCAGCACCACUACGGUCCUCAAGGUCGCUUCCAGGAUUCUCAGGCUCGCGUCAUUCAGAGCCGUCGCAUGCAGAACGAUCAAAACCGCUUCGCCCACCUUGAUCUCAAGACUAUGUCUGGCCAGGAGAUCCACCAGCUUUGCAAGGACCAGCAUGGCUGCCGCUUCCUGCAGAAGCAGCUCGAGGGCAAGAACCCGGAGCACCUGGAGAUUAUCUUCCGCGAGACCAAUCCGUUUGUGAUUGAGCUGAUGACUGAUCCCUUCGGCAACUACCUGUGCCAGAAGCUGUUGGAGUACACGAACGAUGAGCAGCGCACUGUUCUGGUCAAGAACGCGGCUCCCUCCAUUGUUCAGAUCGCUCUGAACCAGCAUGGAACUCGCGCUCUGCAGAAGAUGAUUGAGUACAUCACCACUCCCGAACAGAUCAAUGUGAUCAUUGAGCACCUGAGCGGCCGCGUUGUCCACCUCAUCCAGGAUCUGAACGGCAACCAUGUCAUUCAGAAGUGCUUGAACCACCUCAGUGCCGCGGAUGCUCAGUUCAUCUUCGACGCGGUUGGAGAGCAUUGCAUCAUCGUGGGCACCCACCGUCACGGCUGCUGCGUUCUUCAGCGCUGUAUCGACCACGCUUCCGGGCUGCAGAAGGUCAAGCUCGUUCGCCAGAUCACUGCCAACAGCAUCACUCUGGUCCAGGAUCCUUUCGGCAACUACGUUGUUCAGUACAUCCUUGACCUGAACGAGGCUGACUUCACGCAACCUCUCUGCAUGGGCUUCCGCGGUCAGGUCGCUGCCUUGUCCAAGCAGAAGUUCAGCUCCAACGUCAUCGAGAAGUGUAUCCGCGUCGCUGACAUGAACACCAAGCGCAUGAUGAUCGAUGAGCUGCUCCACCCUGACGAGCUUGAGAAGCUUCUUCGCGACAACUUCGCCAACUACGUCGUGCAGACUGCUCUCGAGUACGCUCCUACGGACCAGACCAUCCAGCUCGUCGAAGCUAUCCGCCCAUACCUAGUCAUGAUCCGCCAGACUCCAUAUGGUCGUCGCAUCCAGAGCAAGGUUCAAGAGCGCGAGAUUGCCCUCGGAAGCCUCUCCUCGGGCCACUCUUCUGGUCAUGUUUCUCCGCACUCCGUCGCUGCCAGCCAGUCCCCGCCUGCCGCUUUCACUGGCCAGUACCGCGCUAUGUCUUCGUACAACAGCCCUCCCCCGAUGUACGCUACCGCCAGCCACGCCUAUGGAGCCAACAUCGUUUCCCCGCAGCCGCAUCGUCUGUCCAAUCCUCCUCUGCCUAGCCAUCUCCAAAAUACUGUACAUCAGGGCUACUACGGCAGCGGACAGGGAUCUUCUUCCAGUCAGCAGAGCUUCUUCUGA